UUUAAUGGUACAAUGGUCACGUAGAAUAACGAAUAAGGUACAGAUUUUUCAUGGAGUUUAGUCGAGCGGGUUUCACGUUGCUGCAGUGUUGUUGUUUUGUGUUGCGUUUUCCCCAUUAAUUCUGGGAUGCCUCAUAGUCAUUGAACGCAGCACUGUUUUGCGUAUGUGGGCUUGUUUGGACAAAUCAUAAGGAUAAAACAUAUGGGGAAAAACAGCUAACGCCGUGAGUCUGGAGGUAAAAGGCUGCCUUUCUGACAAAACUACUGGACAAGAAACAUGUUUCCCCGGACACAUUCCCUGUAUGUGCUGUGUUUAGACGGUGUACGUCGCUGCAUCAGGAUGCCGCGGUUACUCUCUGACUACAGAGCAGGUCUGGGGCAGGGGGCUAGAGAAUAACGGAGCACAGCUGACCACUGGACUGGGAAGCAGACGGUCGCCCGUCGUGGGUCAGCAUCAUGAGGGCUAACAACAGGGCUGACGACAGCGGCCUGGGAUAGACGGGAGGACGUCCGAGUGGGAGGCAGGUGGGCCAGAGGUGGGAAAUGACACCGAGCUGCUCCGAACCCGCAGGCCGAGUCUCCUCCGAGAGAUAUCGUUGCUCCAACAGUGUCAUGCUCACCCCGUAACUACGCCGCAUCCCACUCUAGUUUUUAUCAGCUGCUGGCUUUUUCUUCCCCCCCUCCAGUCUCAUCAUGUCCUUCACAAUGGAGGAUAAUUUGGAGUCGGGAUGGGUGGCCGUCCGCCCGAAUGCGUUUGAGGAAAAAGAAAAGCAUAAAUUGGUGUUUAUCGUCGCCUGGAACGAAGUUGAGGGUAAAUUUGCCAUUACGUGUCACGACAGGACGGUUCAGAGGAGAAGCUUCUGCAGGGAUCUGGAAGUGACAGGCCGGGAUGGGGCCAAAACAAAAUGGCCCGAGAGUCCCGUCAGGGAGAAGGUCUCCCGGAGCCCGGGCAGAGGAGGGUCCGAGGCUGCGGGCAAAGGGAGCAGCCCCAGAACCAAGACCGAGACCCCUGCGUGUCCGGUCAGUGUGGAGCCCCCCUCCCUGGACCGCCUGGACCUGGAGGAGCUGGACUGUCCUGGCCGAGAGGACUGCAGCUGGGCCGGACUCUUUUCCUACCAGGACCUCCGGGCGGUGCACCAGCAGCUCUGCUCGGUGGACUCGGUCCUGGAGCCCUGCCUCCCGGCGUUCCCGGAGGAGCCGGCCGGGAUGUGGACGGUCCUCUUCGGUCCGGCGGAAGUGCCGCAGACGGAGAUGGACCAGCUGUGCCACGGCCUGCAGCUCUACCUCGGUCACGCGUUAGAUACCUGCGGGUGGAAGAUCCUCUCGCAGGUGCUCUUCACGGAAAACGACGACCCGGACGAGUAUUAUGAGAGCCUGAGCGAGCUGAGGCAGUCCGGGCACGAGGACGCGCUUAGCCGCGCGACAAAACAUCUGCAGGAGCUGCUGGAAAAGCACAGAACUAUGGACAGUAUGGUGGAGCUACUGGAGCUGUACGAAGAAGAGGACCAGGCCUAUGGAGGUCUGCUGGAGGCCUCCACACAGCUCUACCAAUACCUGCUGCAGCCCUUCAGAGACAUGAGGGAACUGGCAAUGCUACGCAGACAGCAGAUAAAGAUUUCGAUGGAGAAUGAUUUCUUGGGCCCAAGGCGGAUUGAAGCUCUAAAGAAAGAGGACACUGACUGGCAGAAGAAAGCCCAGGAGGCGGUCCUCAACAUCCAGGACUUUACAGUAAAAUACUUUGAGAUCACUGCCAGAGCCCAGAAAGGGGUGUAUGAGCGUAUGAAAGUGGACCAGAGAAAGUUUGGAAAAUCUUCAUGGACAGCCGCAGUGGAGCGCAUGGAGAGGCUGCGCUACUGCGUCGCCAAGGAAACUCUGCAGCUCCAGAGAGCCAAGGAGAUCAGUCUGGAGCAGAGGAAACACACACUUCGAGAGGAGAUGCAGGAUCUGUGCAGCAGUGAGGAUGCCAUGGCCCUCUUAGACCACAUGGAGACGCAGUACUAUGAGCUCCAGCUCCAACUGUACGACAUACAGGUGGAGAUCCUGCAGUGUGAGGAGCUGCUGCUCACUGCCCAACUCGACAGCAUUCGCAGACAGAUGACAGAGCGACAGGAGGAGGUGGUGUACUAUGACACUUUUGAAAGUACAGAUGACAUAACAGAGGAUGAUGCUGCCGACAGAGAGGAGCUGCGCAGACUACAGGUCAGCGCUCGACAGCUCGAGGCAAGAAGAGGACGCAUCACUGCCAAGCGCUCCUACCUACGGAACAAAAGGGAGAUCUGCGUAUCAAACCACACGGAGAAGCAGCAGAGACAUCAAACCAUCCCCAAAGGCGCUUUGUCCCACCACAUCUUGCAGCUUAACACUGAGGAGGAAGAGGAUGAGGAGAUGAAGAACAGCAGAGUAAGUCAGGAGAGGCAGAGAACUCUGGACAGGCUCCGUAGUUUUAAGCAGCGUUACCCCGGUCAGGUGAUCUUGAAGUCCACUCGGCUCCGCGCGGCCCACUCAAAAAGAAAAGAUCGAGGCAGAAACGUGGAAAUGAGGGAGGGCUUUGUGGUGUCCGCCGCUGUCCACGCGCGGGGUCAGCCGCGGUGUCUCAGCACCAGCGUGCAGACGGACCCCAGCGCCACCCUCACCACUCAGCCCGUCGCCACACUCACAGCAUCAGUUCCUCCUCUGCCUGCAGCCAGCCCCGCAGACGCCUCCUGCUCGCCCUGCUCCUUCUCCUCACUGCUGGCGUCUCCUCUCUCCCCCCCGCCACCGGCACCUCCUCCACCUCCCCUUCCAACAAAGGAGGAGACGUCCCCCCUGGGGAGCCCCGGCAGGCCAGGACGAAAGAGUGCAGAGGAGGAGCUGACGGUCUCCCCACUCGGGCCGUUCAUCCCUCGCUUUUUUGACAGCAGCCAACUGGUGAGUGCACGGAAGAAGCUGAAGAAGACUCCAGAGUUUGACGCCCACAACAGAAGAGUGAGCUCACCCAUGGAUGAGGUGCUUGCCUCCCUGAAGAGAGGAAGCUUCCAUCUGAGGAAGGUGGACCAGCGCUCCCUGCCUCCUUCUAAGGGGGACGAUGACCCCAACAGCAUUCUCGCUCAGAUACGCAAAGGGGUCAAGCUUAGGCGCGUCCCCUGUAAAGACAGGAAAGACCAGAGAGAGCUUUCCGCCUCCACUGACCCUCUGACCAGGAGCAUCCACGAGGCGCUGCGCCGCAUCAAGGAGGCCUCCCCGGAGUCCGACUCAGACGAGGACGGGUUUGCGGGCCCGGACUGGGAAAGCUAGGGUUCAUGCUAAUCAGACAACACACACACAGGUGACACUAGAUACACUGUACUGCACCGUGUAGCACUGCACUGUACAGGUAACAAUUACUGACGCACAGCCCAGCUGCACUUGUACCUGGUGAUAAUGCCAAGGCCAGGGCCAUAGCAGUUAGCACCACAUUUUCCAGAGGUCUUUGAUUAGUCCUUUUCAUUUGUUUUUCACACUGCAUUUAAUGUCACUGAGGACUUAAGUCUUUGUUUUUAUUUCUACUGUGUGUCUCUGUGGUUUUGUUUCCAUAACUGGUCUUUGUAUUUUCUAUUUAUUUUCUAUUUUCUAUCAGUUGUACUGUUGUGCAUGUUUCAUCAACACAUUGCACUGACACUCAAAGAAACUGAAAACUCUGUAUGGAAGUGACUUAUUUGCCAGCUGCUGGAUCUUUAUUUUCAUGUGAGAGCAGGAAUGGGAAUCUGUAACUGCAUCUAAAAUAUGUGGUGACUUUGGCUGGUGAUAUGGGGUCUUGUUAGAGAUUUGGAAUCCAUUAGGAUUACACAAAUCUCCAAACUGGCAUCACUGGAUUUAUGGUCCAGAUUGAAAACAUGUAUACCACCAAGCAUCAUUUCCUUUCUGACUGAGCCUACUUCUGAUGCCCGUCUCCUCUCUCUCAUACAGUGUGUCUCACUGCUAACUGCUGUUUGCGGAUCCAAACAAAAUACUUCAGUCUUUUAGUCUGAUUAAGCCCCUCCCCCAUCCCUGUUCCAUUCCAGCUUACGCCACCCCCAACUCUCACCCUUUAUCCAAAUGAGGGAAUAUGUAUCGACCCAUCUGUGAAGCCAGCAGUGGAUACAGAGAGUACAGUAGACUGAUCAUUAUCUGCUACAUCUCCAAUCUAAAGCUGGUCACAGGGUUUCAGAGCUAGCUACUGGAUCAGUAGUCUUUGUCAAGUGUGGGCAGAAUUGGUUGGUUUUUCCCAAACUUCUAAUGGGGGUUAGUCACGGUAGAACAGUUACAACAAGUCACGCUUCUUCUAAUGAUGGAUGGUUUGUGGGAGGCCCGAUUCUCUCGGUGUGGAUGGGAGACACCGUGGGCUGCGGAGGAGGCGGUGGUGAUUGAUGCGGCUCCUCCUGCCGUCUUAUUCACUUCCUCCUCCCGUAUAUUGCAUCUUUUCUCAUUUUCUCUCUCUGCACUCUGUGGGCAGAAGCACACAGAAGGAGGUCUGUUGCUCACAGUGCUGGAAGUGGCUCGCAAGCACAUUCACAGCCAAUAUGUGCAGGGACAUCUCAGUGGCAUUCAGUCCUCUCCCAGCUUCUGCUUUCAGAUAUUUUUCCAGAGGAUGUCGCAGCACUUUCACCAUACAUACUUUCCGAAUUGCUGGCUGUGUUAUAUGUGCUGAAGCACAUAUAAAUGAAUAGUUAAACGUGUAAAUGCACUGAAUAGCUUGUGGAACUUGACCUAAAUAUGUAUGAGAUAACUAGCGGGUUGUGGAGCAGCACAGAAAUUCACAAAUUUGCCUCGAAGCAAAAAGAGGUGGAUUCAUACACUAAGAGUCUGAGGCAGCUUCAUCGUACACUGUGUUAAACAGCUUUGAUGCUUUUUCCCUGAUGCUUGCGUUUGAAUGACUUUGUGGAGUCAUUCUGAGGUAAACACUAAUAAACACACUCACAUUAUACUUAAACCACAACCUGAAUCCUUGUCAGUGACAGUAAAUGGUUCAUUUUUCUCGAUUGCUGUGAUUGUAACUGUCAAGUUUUAGCGGCAAACAAAUCGAGACUAAGCUGUUCUGAAUGACCAUUUUCAUCUUUCAUGUUUUCAGGACGCACUCUGUCCAAAGUUAUCGCAGAGGCUGGCUGUGUUUUUAAGGAGCUCUGAUUUUUAGCCUUUGGCUGAAACAUCUAAACAUCAUUUUUUACCAGACAUAUGCUCAAAUUCUCCAGUUUCACUGAUAUGAAAGCAUGCUCUGAUGACACAUGGUAAUCCCUCCACUUUUCAAAACUCUUUUUUUCCAUUUAGUUUGUCAGCAGAACGCAGCUUGAAGAGUGUCACUGCUUAGGAGAAGGUCUAUUUUUUACCUGUGCACUGGCAUGACUUUAAGAAUCAUUACAAGGCUCUUCCAUAGAACCUUUAUCGUGUAGCUUGAGACAGAGAUCCUGACCCUGACUUGUAAUCUCUGACCUUACUUGACCUAAUGUUACUGUAACUUUCCCCAGGAGAUUUUAGGUACUCUAAACAUUGGUGAAAGUUGGUUCAGAAGAUGAGACCCUUAAUGUAAAUAUGCAUUACAUUUAAAAGCUUUCCUGAUAUCCUGUUUUUUUCCUUCAAAGCAUAUCCAGCCAAAUCAUUUAGUUUCUGAACCUUUCCUGUAUGGACCUGUAACCUGGACAGGCUGAACACCUGAGCCUUUGUCUGAAUACCACUCAGCCCUUUGAGACAAUGUGCAAUAUAAAAAUAAGAAAUAUAAGAUCGGAUUCAACUGUUUCAUGGGUGGUGUUAAAAUGACUACUAUUCGUGCAAACAAUGGACUUAGAAAUCAUUUAAACUGUUUUUUACCACAUAAUGUGUGACAAACUUAUCCAAAAAAAACCUUAUGCCUUUUGUCCUGUAAUUUUCAUUUAUUUAGAUCUUUUUUAAUUUACAUUCUUGCAUUUGAAUAAAA
This is a messenger RNA of Menidia menidia (Atlantic silverside), 5904 nucleotides long. The record is from the annotation of a GenBank genome assembly. NCBI's taxonomy places the organism in Eukaryota, Metazoa, Chordata, Actinopteri, Atheriniformes, Atherinopsidae.